Molecule: messenger RNA, 1533 nt
Organism: Colletotrichum spaethianum
Lineage: Eukaryota; Fungi; Ascomycota; Sordariomycetes; Glomerellales; Glomerellaceae
Product: thiamine repressible genes regulatory protein thi1
Exons: 3
Coding region: 1-1533 (510 amino acids)
Biological process (GO): transmembrane transport
Cellular component (GO): membrane
Molecular function (GO): transmembrane transporter activity
Source: RefSeq, a predicted model, not a curated record
AUGGCUUCCAACGAGAAAAUGGACGUCGAGAAAGCCCCUAGCCCUGGCGACAGCCAGCCCGAGGUGCUGGUCGGUGAGGUCAGAGACAUCCACAACGCCGACGCCGCCCUCGACUUUCUACGAAACGGAGGCGAUGUUAGCUUAAUGACUUCUGAGGAUGAGCGCAGACUCAAACGCAAAAUUGACUGGCGUAUCGUGCCCCUCAUGUUCGCCUGCUACAUUCUUCAAUACCUCGACAAGACUUUGAUCAACUACGCGAACGUCAUGGGCUUGCAGAAAGACACGAACAUAACAGGUGACCAAUACUCACAGCUGGCCAUGAUAUUUUACGUAAGCUACUUGGCGUUCGAAUUUCCCCACGCUUGGGGCAUGCAGAGGUUUCCAACCGCGAAGUACAUUGGAAUCAUGGUUUGCCUGUGGGGCGCGGUAUUGGCAUCCACUUCAGCUUGUCAUAACUGGGCUGGACUAGUUGUGACGAGAGUCCUGCUGGGUGUCUUUGAAAGCGCUGUUGCACCUUCACUGAUUGUGAUUACGACCAUGUGGUACAAACGACAGGAACAACCUCCCCGCAUGGGCAUUUGGUAUCUCGGCACAGGAGGCGGUACCAUCGUCGGUUCUCUGAUCUCCUUCGGCUUCCAGCACUAUUCUAGCACUGGGUUUACUUCCUGGCAGAUCAUGUUCCUCAUAUGCGGCUUGAUCACUAUUGCCAUUGGUGUCACAGUAAUCCUAGUUCUCCCCGAUAACCCCAUGAGCGCCCAAUUUCUCUCGCAAGAAGAAAAGGUUUGGGCCAUUGAGCGUCUGCGGGGAAAUCAAACAGGCGUUGAAAACAAACACUUCAAGUGGCCGCAGUUCAUCGAGUGCUUCACUGAUCCACAAACUUACCUGCUGGCACUCAUUACAAUUGCUUCGAGCGUACCCAAUGGCGCUGUAUCAUCGUUUCAGGCUACUAUCAUCAAGGGAUUCGGAUACACUUCCAAAGAGACAGCACUGUUAUCUAUACCGUCGGGUGCUGUUAGUAUUGUUUCGAUUCUAGCUGCGACAAACAUGGCAGGCCGUUUCAACCAGCGAGCUCUCAACGUUGUCUGUCUUCUUGUCCCUGGGGUCAUCGGUGCAGCCCUAAUGGCAUUCCUUCCCGACAACAACAAGGCAGGGAAACUCAUCGGCAACUACAUGACGAACUGCAUUGGCGCGACACUUCCUCUCUUGUAUUCUUUGGUUGGCGCCAAUUAUGCCGGGCACACGAAAAAGGUUACAAUGAAUGCUACCUUGCUCAUUUGCUUCUGUGUUGGAAACAUUAUUGGCCCCCUAACCUUUACAGCCGAAUCUGCCCCUGCCUAUAUUCCUGCAAAGACGGCGAUUAUUGUCACAUGCGCCUUGGCCAUGAUUUUCACCUUGAUGCUAAGGUCUUACUACAUCUGGGAGAACAGGCGACGCGAGAGACUUGUUGAAAAUCGGGAACUUGGGCAUUUGAAGGAUAUUGAGUUCAGUGACAUGACCGACCGCUUGAACAAGGAGUUUAGAUAUACACUAUAA